This is a messenger RNA of Phlebotomus argentipes, 763 nucleotides long. RefSeq names its product leptin receptor gene-related protein. The transcript is spliced from 3 exons. Lineage: Eukaryota; Metazoa; Arthropoda; Insecta; Diptera; Psychodidae. The coding region runs from base 156 to 491 and encodes 111 amino acids. The record is from RefSeq and is a predicted model, not a curated record. Gene Ontology annotation, cellular component: endosome. Gene Ontology annotation, biological process: late endosome to vacuole transport via multivesicular body sorting pathway.
CCAAUGGACGAUUCCGCAAAAUUCUCUUGUUUACUGUUUUCCACUAAGUUAGAAUGCUGUUUCACUGAAUUAAUCGCAAUUUCUCUCUUCUGUGCACUCGCAUCGUGUCUGGGAGAGCAGCGCUGGUUCUCUUGGCGUUCGCCGGAUCCAUCGGCAUGACACUCGUGAUCCUGGCCUGCGCUCUGCCUCAGUACCAGCUCUGGUGGCCGCUGUUCGUCAUCCUGUUCUAUGUCCUGUCGCCGCUGCCCACGAUCGUGGCCAAGCGCUAUGCGCAGCAGUCGCAAUCGACGUCCUGCGUCGAGUUGUCCGUGUUCCUCACGAUGGGCCUCAUCGUGAGCUGCUUCGCCCUGCCCAUCGUGCUCACGCGCACGGAAACCAUCAAGGCCGGCGCGUGCUACUUGACGCUGUGCGGAAACGUUGUGGUUUACGUGACGCUGCUGGGAUACUUUCUGCUCUUCGACAACGACGACAGCGAUUACGGGCUCUGGUAGACCCUCAGAGGCUGUCCGCCGUCCCUUUCCACUGAUAAACUCACACGAUUCUUUCUUACAGAUUACACUCACAUUCAUCCACAUUAUUUAUACAAAUAAACCGCGAGAUAACAGAGAUUUGAGGCCUUUUAUCGCGUCUGCAGGCGGAUUUCGGGGGUUUCGCAACACCUCGCAUUCCUCUCUUAAACACAUCUUAUUUUGUAUAUUCCAUCGGCAUUUCUGCUUUAGGCAAAUAAAACAACGAAAUUUAGGGACUUAUUUCGAAUCUUUAC